AUGCCAGCCAGAACACUUCCUACCUUUUCGCGAGCUCAGGUUGAGUCGCAUAGCUCCGUCGAUUCCUGCUAUGUUACAAUAGGCAACAAUGUCUACGAUGUGACCGACUUCAUCGACGAUCACCCCGGUGGCAGCAGCCUUGUGCUCGAAUACGCAGGCAAGGACAUUGGCGACAUCCUGAAGGAUCCAGCCUCCCAUCCACACUCCGAAGCUGCCUACGAAGUCUUGGACGACUCACUUGUUGGCUUCGUAAACGAAAAGGGCACCCCCAACGGCCAUGUUAACGGAUCCGCCAUUGCCGACAAGGACGGUCCAUACGUCCAUCCUCGUACCGGCAUGUCUUGCGCCGAAGAUCUCAGCAAAGAUACCGAUGUCAGCCUCGACUAUAAAAAGCACAAGUUCUUGGAUCUAAGCAAGCCUCUGUUUCCCCAAAUCUGGUUUGGCGGCUUCAGCAAGGACUUCUAUCUCGAUCAAGUUCAUCGUCCGCGUCAUUACAAGGGUGGCGACUCGGCUCCCUUGUUCGGAAACUUUCUAGAACCUCUCACCAAGACGGCAUGGUGGGUUGUCCCGUCACUUUGGUUGCCUUUUGUUGCCUACGGACUUCACAAGGCAGCCGAAGGCCUUCCGGUCCUGCAUGUUGCUGGACAUUGGGUAUUUGGCGUCUUUCUCUGGACAUUCAUUGAAUACUUCCUGCACCGCUUCCUCUUCCAUCUUGAUGGCUAUCUCCCUGACAAUCGCGUCUUCAUCACCUUGCACUUUCUGCUGCACGGCAUCCACCACUACCUACCCAUGGACAAGUAUCGUCUAGUCAUGCCGCCGACUCUACUGGUCGUCCUUGCAACCCCAUUCUGGAAAUUGUCACAUGCCGUGUUCUCGCAUAGCUGGUAUGCUGCUACUGCUGUGUUCUGUGGCGGUAUCUUCGGAUACAUCUGCUACGAUCUCACUCACUACUUCCUUCACCAUGAGGACCUCCCUCUGUGGUACAAGCAGCUCAAGAAGUAUCACCUUCAACAUCACUUUCUUGACUACGAGCUUGGAUUCGGUGUCACCAGCAAGUUUUGGGACAAGAUUUUCGGAACUGAGCUCACUACUUCCAUACAGACAAAGUGA
Beauveria bassiana ARSEF 2860 is the source of this 1110-nucleotide messenger RNA. Its product is annotated as fatty acid hydroxylase. Gene Ontology annotation, molecular function: iron ion binding; heme binding; fatty acid 2-hydroxylase activity. Gene Ontology annotation, cellular component: membrane; endoplasmic reticulum. Gene Ontology annotation, biological process: lipid biosynthetic process; fatty acid metabolic process. The record is from RefSeq and is a predicted model, not a curated record. NCBI's taxonomy places the organism in Eukaryota, Fungi, Ascomycota, Sordariomycetes, Hypocreales, Cordycipitaceae. Bases 1 to 1110 code for a protein of 369 amino acids. The transcript is spliced from 2 exons.